Molecule: messenger RNA, 5728 nt
Organism: Phlebotomus papatasi
Lineage: Eukaryota; Metazoa; Arthropoda; Insecta; Diptera; Psychodidae
Gene: mon2
Product: protein MON2 homolog
Exons: 6
Coding region: 233-5206 (1657 amino acids)
Source: RefSeq, a predicted model, not a curated record
GUGUCGUCGUGACAAUUGCACCAAUAAAAAAAAGAGUCCAUUGAUGAGAAUAUUUUUCCAUUGUGGUUGUGUUUGUCGCCAACGCGACUAAUUUUAAUUUUUGUGCGCCCUGAGGAAAUAAAAAAAUAGAAGAAAAAUAUAGAAUAAGUGCGUGAAGUGAGGGUGAAAAUUGAAAAAGUUCUUUUUGGUGUUGUUGAUGUGAAGCUGUGGUUGCGAUUGGCAUUACAAGAAGAUGUCUUUUGUGAGUGGAACAACGGGCUCGGAGGCAGCUAAAAAAUUUCUCGAAGUACUCCAAAGUGAUUUCCGGCAAUUGGGUCAGGAGACCAAGAAGAAGUAUCCACAGAUAAAAGAGUCUUGCGAAGAGGCAAUAGCUAAGCUAAAGAGUGCAAUAGCAAAUCCCCAGACACCAGUUUAUUAUGUUGUGAAUCAAAUUCUCUAUCCACUGGUUCAGGGAUGUGAAUCUAAGGAUGUUAAGAUUAUUAAAUUUUGCCUGGGCAUGAUGCAGAGGCUCAUAACUCAGCAGGUUGUUGACCAUAAAGGUGCACGUUACAUAACCGAUACACUGUGGAUGUUGAUGGAAAAUGGCACGGAGGAGGUUAAAGUCCUUCAGACUGUUACACUCCUCCUGACCACAAAUACAGUUGUCCAUGGGGAGACCCUGGCUAAGACCUUGGUCCUCUGUUUUCGGUUGCAUUUCACCAAAAACUCAACGACCAUCAACACGGCUGGGGCUACUGUGAGGCAACUGGUCUCCCUGGUUUUUGAGAGGGUUGUUGUGGAAGAGGCUGAAACAGCUUCGGAAUCGGAAAAGAGAGAAAUUAACCUGGAAGAGCUGAAGCUCGCAACGGGAAUUGCACCAAAAGGUCUCAAACCCUGUGCAGCCGAUGCAUUUCUUCUGUUUCAAGAUCUCGUUCAACUGGUCAAUGCUGAUCAACCUUACUGGUUGCUCGGUAUGACUGAGAUGACCAGGACCUUUGGUCUGGAACUCCUAGAAACGGUUCUUGCAUCAUUCACGAGUGUCUUCAAAAAUGAAGAAUUCUUCUUUCUCCUGAAAGAACGAGUUUGUGCUCUGGUCAUCAAACUCUUCUCUCCCAACAUCAAAUACCGCACAGUUGUGCAAUCAACCAAUCAACCAAGUGCUCCCCAUGAGAAACCCUAUUUCCCCAUCAGCAUGAGACUCCUCAGGGUAGUCUCGAUUCUCAUUCAAAAGUACCACAGUCUCCUGGUGACAGAAUGUGAGAUUUUUCUCUCAUUAAUUGUCAAAUUCCUGGAUCCCGAUAAGCCAUCGUGGCAGAGAUCUCUGGCCCUAGAAGUGCUCCAUAAGAUGACAGUUCAGCCUGAUUUGCUCGUAUCCUUCUGCAAAUGCUACGACUUACGCAAUCAUGCCACGGAUAUCUUCAGGGACAUCAUUAAUUCCCUCGGAGCCUACGUGCAGAGCCUCUUUGUCACUUCGCAGCUCAUGAGCACCAGUACCACCAGCACUCAGCCGCCUCCUGUUCAAAUUCACUCGCCAACGCUCAUUGGGGGCCUUCCAGUUGGUCCGGGAGUAUCUCCGCAGCCGGGAUUUCUCUUCAGAGGCGUCUGGUUGCCCCUCACGGCGACUUUUCCCACGGGGCAGUGCAAAGCAACAUACCUUGAGAUGCUUGAAAAGAUGGAACCACCAGCAAUUCCGGAUGGCUAUGGCAUUUCUGUGGCUUAUGCCUGUUUGCUGGACAUUGUGAGGUCCAUUUCAUUGGCCAUUCAGGGCCCUUCGCAAAUUGGUGAGACGAAUCCCAGGCCGUACAAAGAGACUGCAUCGGAGGAGGAUCAGGAGCUUCACUGUCAACUGAUCAAUUCCAGUUGGUGCGGAUUGGUCGCUGCUCUCAGUCCACUAAUUGAUGCAGCCACGGAUGAAUCUGUGACAGAAAAUGUGCUAAAGUCCAUGCAGACUUAUGCAUCUCUGUGCGGAAUCCUGGAACUCCAUGCUCCACGGGAUGAAUUCAUCACGGCAAUCUGUCGAGCAUCCCUGCCGCCCCAUUACGCUCUGUCAGUGCUCAAUAUGGGCUACCACAGUAACUCCCUGAACUGCCAUGUUCGUGCCGACGGACAGGAUUUGUCCGGAGGGCAGUACAUGAGUGGCUGUGGAGAGAGUGAUUUUAGGCAUCAGGUUGUGGCUGUGGGAACUCCUCUGCCCACUUCAUCGCUCCCAAUUGGAGUGCAGCAGGGACCAGUGAUGCUAACAGCUAAAAAUCUGCAGUGCAUGAGGGCUCUGUUGCACCUGGCUCAUUGCCAUGGAAGCAUCCUCGGGAGUUCCUGGCAUAUCGUUCUGGCCACUCUUCAGCAUCUUGUAUGGAUUCUGGGACUCAAACCAUCAACAGGAGGAAGUUUGCAAGCUGUGCCAAAGCAAACAACAGACACAAAUGCAGUGAUCACGACUGCUGUUAUGGCAGAUUUGCCGAUGUUGUCUCAAAUGCUGAGUCAAUUGUUUGAGUCCAGUCAAUAUCUGGAUGAUGUGGCACUUCAUCAUCUUAUUGAUGCUCUCUGCAAACUCUCCCACGAAGCCAUGGAAUUGGCUUAUUCGAAUAGGGAGCCAUCGCUUUUUGCUGUGGCAAAAUUGCUGGAGACUGGUGUGAUGAAUUUGCAGAGAAUUGAAGUUCUCUGGCGUCCUCUGACCAAUCACCUUCUGGAGGUGUGUCAGCAUCCGCAUAUUCGGAUGAGAGAAUGGGGAGUAGAGGCUAUAACGUACUUGGUGAGAACUGCUCUGCAGUACAAGUAUGAGACACCAUUGAGGGACAAUCAGAAGCUGCAGACUCUGCUGUUGAGUCCUCUGGCUGAAUUGUCUUCAGUGCCGCACGGUGAUGUGCGUCAGAGGCAGUUGGAUUGUGUCCUUCAGGUGCUCAAUGGAGCCGGAGAGACGUUGUCUCAUGGCUGGCCACUUGUUUUGGGUAUUAUUGGGGCAGUUUCUGAUCACCAUGGUGAAGCUCUGAUUCGUAUAGCUUUUCAGUGUCUUCAGUUGGUGGUGACGGAUUUCUUGCCAGUAAUGCCAUGGCGGUGUCUUCCGCUCUGUGUGAAUACAGCUGCUAAGUUUGGUUCCCAAACCCAGGAACUCAAUAUUAGUCUAACAGCUGUGGGACUCAUGUGGAAUAUCUCGGAUUAUUUCAAUCAGAAUCAGGAGAAACUCUCACAAACUGUCACGGAUGACAAUACGGUGUUUCCGGACUUUCCGGGAACGCUGUCAAUGCCGCAUUUUGACAAACUCUGGAUGUGUCUGUAUGCCAGAUUGGGUGAUCUGUGUGUGGACAAUAGGCCGGCUGUGAGAAAAUCCGGUGGUCAGACACUAUUUUCAACCAUUUCUGCCCAUGGGAACUUGCUGAAUCCGCCUACGUGGCAAGCAGUUCUGUGGCAGGUACUCUUUCCGCUCUUGGAUAAAGUUCGAAGUUUGUCGAGUGCUGCUAGCAAUAAAAAGGUGGAUACAAGUGGAAAUAUUCUGAUUCAUCAUUCUCGGAAUACGGCACAGAAGCAAUGGGCAGAGACUCAAGUGCUGACGCUGUCGGGAGUUUCGAGGGUAUUUAAUACGAAAAGGCAGUUGCUGCAGCAACUUGGAGAUUUCGAUAGAGCUUGGGCACUUUUGCUGGAAUUCAUUGAGAAUGCCUCUCUGAGCCGAAGCAAUGAAGUGUCCCUGGCAGCUCUGAAAUCCUUCCAGGAGAUCAUCUACAAUCGUCCGGCGGACGGUAGUGAUGAGAGUAGUGUGGAUAUGUGGAAUGUAGCCUGGAGAGUGUGGCUUAACAUUGGAUGUGAAUGUGGAAGUCUCAAUGGGAGCGAUGAUAAAUCCGAAGAGAUUUACUAUCCCAGUCAGGCUUUUCUCACAGCUCUCGUACAGAUUUUCCCAGCCCUCUUUCAACACAUACGUCCAAGGUUUACGGACAAUGAUCUAUCACAGCUCUGUCGGGUACUCAUGAAUGCCGUAGUUGUUCCUAUUCACACAGAUUCCACUCCCUAUAUCCUUUCCACAAUUUCCGAUUCACCUCUGACGCCGCUUCAUGAUGGCAUACUCGAUUGCAUGGAGUUGCUGCAGAAGGAGGCUCUGAGUCAAGGAUCUGGCCUCAGGCCAAUGAUUCCGGCAAUCUUCAAGCAACUCCUGAAAUUCAGUCAGUUUUCCUGCACAUCCCCAAAUCCGGAAUGCCUCAAUGAGGGCUGUGAGAAAAAGGGGAGGAAUCCACCGGCAAAUGUUGAGUGGAUCAGUAUGAAUUACAUUCCAUUUGGAGAGAAGUCCCUCCAAGUCGUAGUUAAGCUGUACAGACAGACGGCAGCAGAUGAAACUGUGAUUCAGAGUGCAAUUCUCCAUGAGAUCAUCAAAGCUCUCCAUCUGCCUCUGUCACUCAAAUACAAAUGUCCAGCAGCCAGUACGUGGAAAUUGGCCAUUUCCAGUCUCAUGAGUGUCCUGCACACGGGUCUUCCGGUCAUCAGAGCCAAUGGGAAGAACUUUGUCAGCAUGUGGAAAGAUCUAGCAGAUACCCUAGAUCAGUUCCUCUUCCCCAAAAGCGUCUGUACCAUUGAAGAUCGUGGACUGGAGGAAAUUGUCCUGGAUGAAGCUAUUGACUGUCAAGUGAUUGAACUUCUACGUGAUGAAGUUCUAUCAUUUUCCUCGGAAAUCCCUCAAGAAUUUAUCCUAAAUGUUGUUGUUCUGCUCAACAAAGGAUCCAUCCAUUCAGCCACUUCUACAAAUAUUGUUUCAGGAUGUGACUCAGAAUUCAAACUUAGGGAGGAAUUUGCUAAAACUUGCUUCGACACUCUACUGCAAUUUUCGCUCUUGGACGAAAAUGGCACGUCAAAUGCAAAUAACAACAACACGACAGUUGAAGGUGGUGUGGCCGGAAGAUUGGCAAUCACAGCACUUUUGCACAGAUUUCAAGAGGUACUCAAGAAGUACAAUGACGAUGAGAGGCAGAGCGGAAAGUGUCCUCUGCCGAGAUAUCGUCUCUCUGAAAUAUCUUUUGUGCUGAAAGCCGUUGCAACAUUGAUUAUUUCAAUGAAGAAGGCUUCGUCGACAAAAGUCGGAAAAACAGCUUGGGAGCAACUGAUUGAGCUGUAUCCAUAUCUUGUGGACUGCACGACAACUUCAUCAUCGGAAGUGUCGAGAUCCCUUCGAGAGGCUCUCCUUCAGUAUUCGGAUUUGCUGCAAGUGCCACCAACAACGGCAAAUGGUGUUACGAGCAGCCAUUGUUAACUCACGCAACGAUUUUCCCUCCGUAGCCCCAGAUUCCUCAAUGAUUGUGAUCUUUUUGAUUCCGCGGGGAAAAUCAAGCACGUAUUUCGGUAGAGGCACACACACAGGAUAAAAAAAUAAUCUUUAAACAAAAUAUUUAGGACACAUCGUGACGAAUUAGUGAUUUACAGGCGUGAAAAGCAUGCAGUGUCUUUUUGGUUUGCGUCGUUGGAACAAUUUGCCUCAGUGACUAAAACUCCUUUAAAACUAAAUACAAAAAAAAAAGAAAUAUUAAAUCGAUUUUUGGAAUCCACGAGGAAGCGCAUCUUGGAUCUUUUCUUUGACGGUAAAUGAAAGAGCGACAUUUUUUCUGGAGAAGAGAGAGAGUAUUCACUAAAUUUAUCUCUAAUAUUUACUGUAUUUUGUAAGCCAAAUAGCAAAUUUAAGUGAAUAUUUAUUAAAGAUGUAGUUGUUACAGCAAAUCAUGAAAAUAUUGCGGACAUUCGUGAUGAAUAAAUAAAAUAAAUUUAUCAAUUGUAGAAA